This is a messenger RNA of Paramormyrops kingsleyae, 3444 nucleotides long. It is a transcript of the gene adam12b, whose product is annotated as ADAM metallopeptidase domain 12b. NCBI's taxonomy places the organism in Eukaryota, Metazoa, Chordata, Actinopteri, Osteoglossiformes, Mormyridae. Gene Ontology annotation, biological process: proteolysis. Gene Ontology annotation, molecular function: metalloendopeptidase activity. The record is from RefSeq and is a predicted model, not a curated record.
UCGUGAGCAGUGUCAGAUUUGCCAGCAAGAUUUCAACUGCAUUAGUCCUUUACAUUUUCUGUACUUGUUGUGCUUCCCCUUCGUUGUCAUUUAUCGUUCAAACAUCCGGAAGUAUCUACUUUUCCUUAAAAAGCAUUUUGUAUUUUCUGCAUCUUUGGCUGAAAAGUUAUCAGUGUCAAGUAUAAUCUGGCCAAGAUUUACUUUUUUCCCCCUCUUUUCUUCCCUCGCUCUUUUUUGGACUUGAUCGUAUUGCAGGAAGUCACUUGCGUCCUGCCCAUCAGUGACUUCUCUGUAUAUUAUGGUCAAAUUGCUGUGAUACAAUCUGAGAGCCAGUUCCUCCCGAGGCAGGCAGCAUGUCAAACUGGCGCUGGACUGAAAACUUUGCAUUUUUGGUGGCGCUGCACAUUGUCUUACUACUAAUUGGCAUAACAUUAGCCAAUCCACCUGAAGGGGAUCGACUCGAUGGUGCGAAGCAGCGACGCACAUCCGGAAAACUGGAAAACUUACCGACUACGGUGCCUUUCCUGCUGCAGGAUGGAGAACUCAGACCCCUCAGCCAUCUCCAGUCUAUGAGUCACCCGCCGUCACUGAAGUUAUUGAUUGAAGCUGAGGGCCAGCAGCUGCUCCUCACCCUGGAAAAAAACGAGGGGCUGUUUGCAAGUCAUUAUACUGAAACACAUUACCUAGAGGACGGAAGUGCUAUCACUGGAACUCAGAACCUGACGGUAAACUGCUAUUAUCAUGGCAAGGUCCAGGGAUAUCCUGAUUCCGAGGUCAGCCUUAGUGCCUGCACUGGUUUAAGAGGAUUUGUGUCAUUCAAAAGCAAAACCUUCAUCCUGGAGCCCGCGUUCGACCCAGACAACGCAACGCACCUGAUUUAUCGGGGGGAAGAGGUUUACAUUCCUGCUGGCACUUGUGGUCAUGGAUUCAAUAUAUCAGCUUUUGUCCCAGACAAGAAAGGAGGCUCUUCUGCCAGGAACAAAAGACAUACUCAGAAGACCACAAAGUACGUGGAGCUGAUCAUCGUGGCCGACAACAGAGAGUUUCAGAAACAAGGGAAGGACAUGGAGAAAGUGAAACAGAGGCUAGCUGAGAUUGCUAAUUAUGUGGACAAGUUCUACAGGGCCCUAAACAUCCGAGUGGCCCUUGUGGGCCUGGAAGUAUGGAGCGACACGGACAAGUGUGCCAUCACGCAGGACCCUUUCACUACGCUGCAUGAAUUCCUCGACUGGAGGAAGCUGAAGCUGCUGCCUCAGAGACCUCACGACAAUGCACAGCUUGUCAGUGGAGUCUACUUUCAAGGCACCACCAUUGGCAUGGCGCCCAUAAUGAGCAUGUGCACAGCGGAGCAGUCAGGUGGCAUCGUCAUGGAUCAUUCGGACAAUCCUCUCGGGGCUGCGGUUACCCUGGCACAUGAGCUUGGACACAAUUUUGGAAUGAACCACGACACACCAGAGAGGGGGUGUGGCUGUCGCAUGACAGUAGACCGAGGCGGCUGCAUCAUGACCCCUUCCACAGGGUACCCGUUUCCCACGGUGUUCAGCAGCUGCAGUAAGAAAGAUCUGGCAGCCAGCCUGGAAAAGGGAAUGGGCAUGUGUCUGUUCAACAUGCCCGAGGUCAAGGUUCUCUACGGGGGGCAGAAGUGCGGCAACGGCUACGUGGAGGAGGGCGAGGAGUGCGACUGCGGCGAGCUGGAGGAGUGCAUGAACCCCUGUUGCAAUGCCACGACCUGCACGCUGAAGGGCGACGCUGUCUGUGCACAUGGACAGUGCUGUGAGGAUUGCAAGCUGAAGCCAGCAGGAACAUCGUGCAGGGAGUCCAGCAACGCCUGCGACCUGCCUGAGUUCUGCACGGGCGCUGGUCCGCACUGCCCCGCCAACGUGUACCUGCACGACGGCCACUCCUGCUAUGACCUGGACGGCUUCUGCUACAACGGGGUCUGCCAGACCCACGAGCAGCAGUGCAUCACGCUGUGGGGCCCGGGAGCAAAGCCAGCACCCGGCAUUUGCUUUGAGAGAGUUAACUCUGCCGGGGAUCCGUAUGGGAACUGUGGAAAAGAUGGCAAGGGGUCGUUCGCCAAAUGUGACGCGCGAGAUGCUAAGUGUGGAAAAAUCCAGUGCCAGGGAGGAGCCAAAAGGCCUGUCAUCGGCACAAAUGCGGUCUCCAUCGAAACCAACAUCCCCCUGCAGGAGGGCGGGCGCAUACUGUGCCGAGGGACACAUGUCUACCUAGGGGACGACAUGCCUGAUCCAGGUCUCGUCCUUACAGGAACCAAAUGUGGCAAUGCCAUGAUGUGUCUGAACCGGCGAUGCCAGAACAUUAGUGUGUUUGGGGUGCAUGAGUGCUCAAGGAACUGCAACAGCCGUGGGGUAUGCAACAACAAGAAGAACUGCCACUGUGAGAUGAACUGGGAGCCGCCCUUCUGUGACAGACCGGGUUUUGGGGGAAGCGUGGACAGCGGCCCCAUGAGGCUGACAGCUGAUGCCGAAGGGGUGACAGUGGCUGUCGUGAUGACAGUACUGAGCCUCGUGGCUCUUGGGCUCAUUGCGUGCCUCAAACGGAAAACUCUCCUCAGGCUGCUACUGACUAACAAGAAGACAGCCAUCGAAAAGUUAAGGUCUGUGGGCACAAACCGACCCCCCAAUCCAAAUCACUCGCAUUCCACAUGCAGGUCCUCUCCUCCUCAACCCCCCCCAGCUAAGCUGCCAAGCGCCAGUAUAUAUAAGCUGACUCACCUGUGUUCCCAGUCUCAGCUUUCGGGGCAGAACUUGCACACCCCCAACUUGCGCAGGCUACCCCAGUGCCAGCCAAUCCACAUCAGCGGCCCCUUGUCCCUGGGCACCGGACGCACGCAGCCCCCCACCCCUCAAAAGGCCCCCGCUCGCCAUGCUGAUCCCCCACCGAGGGGUGCAGCGUUCCACAGCCUCCCACGCCAGCCCCUCUUCAGGGACAACUGGGAAAGUGAGAAACCCAGGCCUCCACAGAAGCCCCUCCCUGCAGACCCCCUAGGGAGGACCCCUCGCCUUGGACGUGGCACUUCACCCAUAGGUGGCCGCGUCUCUUUGCCCGUCCCUGUCCCCAGUGUCCCCAGACCUGUGCCUCCUGUCCCACAGCCUGUCAGGUCUGCGCCCAAACAAAUUCCCAGGCCUCACAUCACUGCAGACAGGAAGUAGAGGAGCAAAGCGCAGGAUGCCAGUCUAAAGAUGAAGACCCUCAUUUGCACUAUGGAACCCUUUGCACCCCUAGACUUGGGCGUCUCUGGUGUUUUGAAGAUAAGGACUGAGCGUACACCUUGGUGCUCUGCCUCAGAAAGGUGCUGUGAGUCCUUGCUCAGGUGCUUGUAAAUUAUUUAUAUGCUGUAUUUAUUAGUGAUGGCCAAAUGAAGCUUCGUGAACCGUUUGUUGUAUUUUCUGACCCCACUAGAUGGUGCUCUCUGUUCAAAAA